GACUCAUGGAGCGGAAGCUGCAGGGCACGUGGCUGCCUGCUGGCCGGGGGCACGUGGAGAGACCGUGCCUGGGCCCCUGCGGCUCCCUGGUGCCCGUGUUCAGCUCUCAGCACGGCCUUCACUGCAUCCACGCCGAGAACAGCGCCCUGAAGCCCAGGGUCGUGACGGUGGUGAAGCCGGGUGGGCACCCCCUGCGCAAGGUCACCCUGCUCCUCAAUCGGCGCUCGGUGCAGACCUUCGAGCAGCUCCUGGCGGACGUCUCGGAGGCCUUGGGCUUCCCCCGGUGGAAGAGUGAUCGCGUGAGGAAACUGUUCAACCUCAAGGGCAGGGAGAUCCGGAGCGUCUCUGAUUUCUUCCGGGAAGGGGAUGCCUUCAUCGCCAUGGGCAAGGAACCCUUGACGUUGAAGAACAUUCAGGCGGCCAUGGAAGAGCUGUACCCCAGCAAAGCCCGGGCCCUGACGCUGAGCCAGCAGAGCAGGGUCCCUUCUCCGAGGCUGAGAAGCAGGCUCUAUAGCAAGGCUCUGAAAGGGGGACACCACUGUGGGGAGGCUGAGCCGGCCAAGAGCUGCGGUGAGGCUGCCGGGUCCAAGGCAGCCAUCAGACGGCAGGGGAAGACCCCCAUGGAGCCGGGGCUGGAGGACGGGGCGAGGGCCCAGAAGACGUGGGUGAGGGGCGCACGGGAGCCUGAGCCCGGUGGCAAGCCGCCCCGGGAAGCCCCCGUCGAGAGACAUGGCAGCGGGGAGAGGCACCUGGGCGUGGAGAUCGAGAAGACCUCGGGGGAAAUCAUCCGGUGUGAGAAGUGCAAGAGAGAGAGGGAGCUUCGGCAGAGCCUGCAAAGGGAGAGGCUGUCCCUGGGCACCAGCGAGCUGGACCUGGGCAAGGGCCUGCGCUAUGACGUGGACAAGCUGGUGAGGACCAGGAGCUGCAGGAGGUCCCCCGAGGCCCAGUCUCCAGGCGGGGAGGACGGGUGGCAGGGUGACGGCCACAGGAGCAAACCCAGGAACCCCACUCAGGAGCUGAGGCCCAGCAAGAACACAGACAAGAAAGAGGACGCAGACCCCAAAGGUCAGGAAGGUCAGCCGCAAGGAGCAGCCAAGGCUAAGAAGGAUGUCACGGAAGCCCAGCCCGUCAGAGAGGAGGGGCCGCGGGAUGGGAAGAAAGAUGCCAGGAAUAAGCAUGGUGGCUGGUUCCUCAGGGAGCACCCAGCCGACCCCAAGAAGCCGCCCAGGACCCGAGGGGAGGAGCAGGAGGCAGAGAAGGAGAAAAAGCCACCUGUGUCCGGCGGGAGAAAGAUGCUUCCCAGAGAUGACCAACCCGCAAGGGUAGAAAAGGAGCCCAAGAUGAUGGCAGAGGAAAGCAAGCCAGAGAGGCCCGGUGGCCGGAAGCGGCGGCCCGCGGGCAUCAUCUCGGCCAACGUGGAGAAGCAGUACGAGACCGGCCGGGUCAUCGGGGACGGCAACUUCGCCAUCGUGAAGGAGUGCCAGCACCGGGAGACCAGGCAGGCCUACGCCAUGAAGAUCAUCGACAAGGCCAAACUCAAGGGCAAGGAGGACAUGGUCGACAGCGAGAUCUUAAUUAUCCAGAGCCUCUCUCACCCCAACAUAGUGAAGCUGCACGAAGUGUACGAAACGGACACGGAGAUCUACCUGAUCAUGGAGUACGUGCAGGGCGGGGACCUUUUCGAUGCCAUCAUAGAACACGUGAAGUUCCCAGAGCGCGACGCCGCCCUCAUGCUCAUGGACUUGUGUAAGGCUCUCGUGCACAUGCAUGACAAGAACAUCGUGCACCGGGACCUCAAGCCGGAAAACCUCCUGGUUCAGAGGAAUGAGGACCAGUCGACGACCUUGAAGCUGGCUGACUUUGGCCUCGCGAAGCACGUGGUGAGACCAGUGUUCACCGUGUGCGGGACCCCGACUUACGUAGCACCUGAAAUUCUUUCUGAGAAAGGUUACGGGCUGGAGGUGGACAUGUGGGCCGCGGGCGUGAUCCUCUAUAUCCUGCUGUGUGGCUUCCCCCCGUUCCGCAGCCUGGAGAGGGACCAGGACGAGCUCUUCGACAUCAUCCAGCUGGGCCACUUCGAGUUCCUGGCCCCUUACUGGGACAACAUCUCUGAGGCUGCCAAAGACCUGGUGAGCCGGUUGCUGGUGGUGGACCCCAAAAAGCGCUACACGGCCCACCAAGUUCUUAAGCACCCCUGGAUCGAAACUGCUGGAAAGACCAGCACAGCCAACCUGGGGAAGGAGCGCAAGGAGGCGUCCCCGGGCAGCGAGGGCCACCUCCGGAGCCAGCAGGCCCCGUGGUCUCCACCUCCGGCCCCUGUUCAGCCCUCAGUUCUGCUCAAGGACAGAGGAUAGAAGUUUAGGAGAAACGCAGUGCAAAGGGCGUCUUCUCGUAAUUGGAGAAUCAGGGGAGGGAGAGA
This is a messenger RNA of Myotis lucifugus (little brown bat), 2419 nucleotides long. RefSeq names its product doublecortin like kinase 3 (gene DCLK3). The transcript is spliced from 4 exons. Gene Ontology annotation, biological process: protein phosphorylation; intracellular signal transduction. The record is from RefSeq and is a predicted model, not a curated record. NCBI's taxonomy places the organism in Eukaryota, Metazoa, Chordata, Mammalia, Chiroptera, Vespertilionidae. Gene Ontology annotation, molecular function: ATP binding; protein kinase activity. Bases 6 to 2354 code for a protein of 782 amino acids.